Messenger RNA from Histoplasma capsulatum G186AR, 900 nucleotides. Its product is annotated as phosphotransferase enzyme family protein. NCBI's taxonomy places the organism in Eukaryota, Fungi, Ascomycota, Eurotiomycetes, Onygenales, Ajellomycetaceae. The coding region runs from base 1 to 900 and encodes 299 amino acids. The transcript has 2 exons. The record is from RefSeq and is a predicted model, not a curated record.
AUGCCCAUUAAACAGCAAAUUCAACUGUCAGCAACUCUGAAUGCAAUGCAAACAGAGAUGGACUUCCUUGACUCCUCCUUCUUCACCAAAGCAGGUCAUAAGAGCUUGCCAACUGCUGCAGAGGUUGGCUCCCUCUCAGAACAGUUCAACAAACAUCCACGGCCUGCACCAGUUAAAUUUGAGCAUCUAAAUCUUCUUGUCAAGUUUGGGCCAUCUGUUGCAGUUGAAGAAGCCCUAACUCUUCGCAUGCUUCGAACCUCUUUUGCUGAGAAGAUACCUGUCCCAGAGGUGUAUGGUUGGAGAGUUUAUCAAAAUUCUGUGUUCAUUUAUAUGGAGCUUAUUCAGGGAGAUACACUUUAUGAUCGAUGGCAUUCUCUCAAUGAGCUGGAUAGGAACUUUAUUUGCAGCCAGUUACGGGAGAUUAUUUCUUCUCUUCGGCAAAUUGAGCCAGAUCCUUGCAACUCAUUUAUUGGAUCCAUCAACCACACACGUUUGCACGAUUAUGUCUUCGCAACCAUCCCUCAAUCAGGACCUUUUAAAAAUGUGAAAGCAUUCAAUGACUGGUUUUCUUCUCUGCCUCAAAGCUGGCUUCCUGAUUCGAAGAGAUAUCGGGAUCCUUAUCGAGACUAUCUACCAGAUGAUGGAGCCAUCAGAUUGACUCAUGGAGACUUGCAUCGAGGUAAUAUUCUAAUUUCACAAGCUGAUCGCCCACGUGUCCUUGCUGUAGUUGAUUGGGCUCAUGCUGGCUGGUACCCAGAGUACUGGGAGUAUUGCAAGGCCUUAUACACAUCAGACUAUAAGGGGGAAUGGCGCAAUGUUUGGGUUCCCAAAUUCUUAACUGCGUACGAGCCUGAGUUUGCUGCUUUUGGUGAAUAUGUGCUGCAGAUUGGGGCAGUAUAA